This is a messenger RNA of Papaver somniferum (opium poppy), 1599 nucleotides long. RefSeq lists its product as uncharacterized. The record is from RefSeq and is a predicted model, not a curated record. Gene Ontology annotation, molecular function: nucleic acid binding. The transcript is spliced from 3 exons. Lineage: Eukaryota; Viridiplantae; Streptophyta; Magnoliopsida; Ranunculales; Papaveraceae. The coding region runs from base 1 to 1599 and encodes 532 amino acids.
AUGGACGGGUACUCCGGUUACAACCAAGUGGCCCUGGAAGAAGAAGAUCAACAACACACGGCUUUCUACACCCCGUACGACCUCUAUUGUUACACACGGAUGCCCUUCGGGCUGAGAAACGCAGAGGCAACAUACCAUAGGAUGGUAGAUGCUAUCUUCAAGCCAUGGAUAGGGAAUACUUUAGAAGUAUAUGUCGAUGAUAUGCUCGUCAAGAGUAAGCUGCGAAAAGACCACCAUCAAGAUUUGAGAGAUAUCUUCGAGGCCAUGAGAAAGCACAACAUGAAAGUGAACCCGGAGAAGUGUACAUUCGGCGUCACAUCAGGAAAGUUCCUCGGAUAUCUGCAGUCCUUCUCCACAAAUCGUGAAGACGAUGUGGAAGAAGACAUUACUGACGAUGACGUAGGGGAGGACAUUGCCGAAGACUUCGUCGAAGAUGAUAUCUUGACAAGGGCGAACGAAGAUGAGGACUUCAGCAACGAGGAGGACUGGAGAACCGAGGUUCACCUUUAUCUUAGAGAAGGUACGCUUCCCACAGACUUGAAGCAGGACAGAAAGAUACAAUCAAAGGCAGGGAUAUAUGAUCUUCGUGACGGAGUCUUAUACAAGAAAUCUUUCCUCGGGCUGCUACUAUGCUGCCUAUCAAGAAAGGAAGGACAUCGUGUUUUGAAAGACAUACAUUACGGGGACGCAGGUAAUCAUAGUGGAAUGAGAUCACUGGCGGAUAAAGAAAAAAUGCAGGGAUACUAUUGGCCAAAAAUGAUACGAGACGCCGCAAGGAUGUCAAGGAGAUGCGAGGAGUGCCAGCGGUUUUUUAAAAGGAUCCAUGCUCUUGCGAUGAAUUUGAAUUCAGUAGAUAGUCCGUGGCCCUUCUCAAAAUGGGGAAUAUACAUCGUUGGACCCCUGAUCGAAGGGUCGGGGAAAAUACAAUUCUUGAUUGUAGCCACGGACUACUUCAGAAAAUGGGUGGAGGUCAAAGCUCUAGCUAGAAUCCUGGACGUGGAUAUAAGAAAGAAAAAAUCAACCCUUAUCUACCCACAGAGCAACGGUCAGGCUGAAGACACAAACAAGACUCUUUCUCUCAUCCUCAAGAAGUCACUGGAACACAAGGGCCGAUGGUGUGAACAGUUACACAAUGUGUUAUGGGCAUAUCGAACCACACACAGGUCUGCUACUGGUGAAUCCCAUUUCCUCCUCACUUAUGGGGUCGAAGCAGUCAUUACAACGGAGAUUAUCAUGACAACCACCAAGACCGAAGCAUGGGAGAAAAACCUCACAGCGGAUAUGAUGCUGGAAAGACUCAAUGACCUAGAAGAUAGAAGGGAAACAACACUACAAAGGAUGGAAAACUACCAAAGAAGAUUAGAAAGAGAAUACAACAAGAAGAUUAAGCUUAGGAAUUUUGUAGAAGGACAGUAUGUACUGAGAACUAUACCCCAAUACCAACAAGAGCAAAGGUGGGGCAAGUUUGCACCAACAUGGGGAGGAUCAUUUAUAAUACAUGAUAUCGCAGGAAAUGGAUUUUAUUACCUGCGUAACCUAAAAGGAGAAGUCCUCAGACAUCCAUGGAAUGCGAAAUAUCUCAAUCCAUACGAUCCAUAA